Messenger RNA from Phragmites australis (common reed), 1485 nucleotides. RefSeq lists its product as uncharacterized. The transcript is spliced from 9 exons. The record is from RefSeq and is a predicted model, not a curated record. Bases 128 to 1075 code for a protein of 315 amino acids. Gene Ontology annotation, cellular component: chloroplast. Lineage: Eukaryota; Viridiplantae; Streptophyta; Magnoliopsida; Poales; Poaceae.
UCUCAGGUCACUCGACUUCGUGGCUAUCCUAGCAAGCGUUAUCCCCCUCUAUAACCGCGACGAAACCACGGUCACGCACGCGAAAUCCUCCGGUGCGGCAGGCACGGCACUCGCGCGCCUAUCCCCAAUGCCCGCGCUUCCCCUGCCCCCGCGGCGGUCCUCUGCGUCACCCACGCCGCAGCAGCGGCCUCCGCUUCGCCCACCUGCAGCAACGCGCGCCGGGGGUAACCGCUCCGUCCUCUGGAAGCCAGGAAGAAGAAGGCCGGCGCUUCUCGCCGCCGUCCGGGCCAAGGGCAAGGACGAGGCUAGCUUCACCGACCGCAUCCUCGACUACAUCGAGGGAGGACCAAAGUUGAGGAGAUGGUAUGGAGCACCCGAUUUGCUUCCCAAGGAUGGGGGAGCUGAGUCUGAAGAGGAUGAGUCUCCAGAUAUCGAGGAGCCUCGGGACGCUGUGCUAGUUACCAAUGGCGACAGUGAGAUUGGACAGAUGGUGAUAUUGGCACUAAUCCUGAAAAGGACUAGAAUAAAAGCACUUGUCAAGGACAAACGAUCCACUGAAGAAGCGUUUGGAACUUAUGUGGAGUGCAUGGUUGGUGAUAUGGAAGAUAAGUCCUUCAUGAAGAAAGCACUAAGGGGCGUUCGUGCCGUAAUUUGUCCAGCCGAUGAUGGCUUCUUCUCUGACUCAAUCGACCUCAAGGGUGUCCAACACAUUGUUUUGGUAUCACAGCUGGUUGCCUACAGAAAUAGUGGUGGUUUGCAAGCUAUUAUGAACAGCAAACUGAGGAAGCUAGCAGAAAGGGAUGAAGAAGUGGUUCUUGCAUCUGGCAUCCCAUCUACGAUAAUCAGGAUUGGUUCUCUGCAAAGCACCCCUGGUGGUGAGAGAGAUUUUGAUUUUACGGAGGGCAUAGCAGCCAAGGGAAGAAUAAGCAAAGAGGAUGCUGCUACCAUAUGUGUGGAAGCUCUGGAUGCCAUUCCCCGAAAGACUCUCAUUUUUGAGGUUGCAAAUGGUGAUGAAAAAGUGGCAGACUGGAAAGCAUGGUUUGUGGAGCAGACCGAAAAAGAUGAGAUACAGUAAAAGCACAAGGUUGAAAGUGCAUUUUUGUCAACCUAUUAGAAAGGAAAAUAGAAAACUGCCCAAAAGAAAGGAUUUAAAGACUAAAAAAAGCAAGUGCUACCUAUGAUCCUUUGGUCUUCCUGGCAAUUUUAAUCAUACAUCUGAACAAACAAAAGUAAGUGGAGAACUGGAGGCACAUCUACCUCAGCCUCCAAGAAGGCUAUGCUCGUCUGCAGUUGAGCUGAAGCUGAAGCUUGAUCCAUUGUUGUGAAUCUGUUCGUUAUCUUGUCCUGUGAAACCGCAAUGAAAAUGGUGUUAUAUAUAUCUAAUCACAUUGUUUUAUUUUCAUAGCUCCCAACUAUCCAUGAGUAUUUCUGUAGACAUACGUAUCUGGUGUUUCUGCAAUUAUUAAGCCCAUACAUUUGUGAGGA